GGAGCGGCCGCCAUGGACUGAGCGCCGCCAACAUGGGGCCGCCGCUCGCGCUCCCGCUGCUGCUGCUGCUUCUGCUGCUGCCGCGCGCCCCGCCCGCCGCCCCCGCGCCCGCGCCCCGCGCCCGCCCGCUCCCGGGGCUGCUCGGCUGCCUAUUCGAGGACCAGCUGUGCGGCCCGACGGAGACCUGCGUGAAUGACGGGCUGUUUGGACGGUGUCAGGAGUUUCCGGCCACAGACACGCGCCGCCAUGAAGCAUCGCCGGGGGACCUGCAGCACCUGACGGCCGCCCUGCGGAAGCUGUCCCGCUCAGGUUCCUCGUGGCAGGACACCACCGCCCAGCACCUGAUGGCCCGGGAGCUCUCACACCUCCCCCAGACCUACCCACGACGUCCCGACGCGUCCCACCUGGCCAGGAGCCCCAAGCAGAGCGUCCAGGACGAACGGGGCCUCAGCCGGGAGGGCAACGUGCUGGCCGAGGUCCUUCAGCGCUACCUGCCCUACCUGGAGGCCUUGGCCCAGGCUGCCGCCCCGAACACGCUCCCCGGGCUGAAGCUGGACAGGCCGCUGGCGCAGGGUGAGGACCCCCUUGCCGAGAGCGCGCUGACCUUCGUGGCGCAGACGUCCGCCCUGACUUUUGCUCCUGAGCCCCGAGCGGAUUUCCCCGGGGGACGCCCGCUGCCCACGCUCCGCCGGCUCCAGCCCGAUGAGCUCACCCCCAAGGCAGUGGGCGGUGUGGACCGGCAGAAUCUGGUCACCGCGCUGAGUGCCUACGCUGCUCGGAAGCCUCCCUUGCCCCCCCGGGAGGGCGACCCCGCGCCGCGCAACCUCCUGAGCGCACCAUGGAGAGAGCCCAGGGUCCUUUCGGCACUGGCUGCCCCCCAGAGAUGGCCUUCGCCUGCAGGAGAUCCCAGGAACGCCCCGGGCAUGGACGAUGAAGCCCGUGUGCAGAUGCUCCUGCGGGGCCUGCCGCAGCAUCUGGGCGGCAUGGAGGGUCUGGGCGCCCUGGACGUGGACGCAAUGGCCCGUGCCAUCGCCAGUGCGCUGCCAAGUGGGGGCGCAGACGGGGAGCAGGGAGGCGCCCGGCCAGGAGACGGAGGACCCAGGGGGCAGGCGGACCGCUCGGAGGUGGCUCCCCACGGCGGGGACCAGACAGGUGACGCGGAGUCCAAGGACGGUGGCAGCGUGCACAAGGAGGUCAGCCGUUCGGGUGCCAGACUCGGGGACCCCCUUCAAGGUCCUGGGUCCCCUCUCUUGCCUGGAGCCCCUCAACUUGCAGGGCCCUUCAAAACAGAGAUCAAGAAAUCAGAGGCCCCCGCGGCGCCCCUGUCCUCCGAGGAGGAGCGCGCCGGGGUGGAGAGUGUGAGGAGCCGGACCUACACCAAGGAGCUGGCAGAGGGGCUGCUGAAGCCGGGGCCAGGGCUGGGGCCGGGCGCACCACGGGGGCUGCAGCGCUGGGCUCCGGUUGGGCCCCCCAGCCAAGGCCUGCGGCUGGAAGCCAAGUCCUCCGGGGAGCAGCACGGCUACAUCGUGACGCAGCAUGACCCCCUGAACCCGGAGGAGGGGAAGGUGCUGCUGGAGCACGUGGCGCGUCUCCUGGAGGUGCCUGCCGACGUCUUCGUGGACAUCGGGGUCGCGGGGCCCACAGUGACCUUCAGGGUGAGCGCCAAUGCCCGGAAUGUGACGCCGGCGGAUGCGGUGAAGGCGGCAGCUGACAACAAGGAGAAACUGGAAGAAAUGUCAGGACUGAAGAUCCUUCAGACAGGAGUCGGCUCGAGAAGCAAACUCAGGCUCCUGCCUCAUCAGGCAGAGCAGGACGACUCCGCCAAGUUCAUCGUGCUCACCCUGGUCUCCAUCGUGGCCGUCGUGGGGGUCCUCCUGGCAUCCAGCGUCUUCUACUGCCUGCGCCACAGCUCUCACCACAGGCUGAAAGAGAAGCUCUCGGGACUCGGGGGUGGCCCGGGCCCAGAUGCGCCCAGCGCCUACCAGGAGCUGUGCCGGCAGCGCAUGGCCGUGCGCACGUCCGAGCGCCCGGAGGCCCCGCACACGUCCCGCGUCAGCAGUGUGUCAUCUCAGUUCAGCGACGGGCCGAUGCCCAGCCCCUCUGCGCGGAGCAGCACCUCGUCCUGGUCGGAGGAGCCUGUGCAGCCCAACAUGGACAUCUCGACCGGCCACAUGGUCCUGGCCUACAUGGAGGACCACCUGGAGGACAAGAACCGGCUGCAGCGGGAGUGGGAGGCCCUGUGCGCCUACCAGGCGGAGCCCAGCUGCUCGCUCGUGGCCCAGAGGGAGGAGAAUGUGCCCAAGAACCGCUGCCCGGCUGUGCUGACCUACGACCACUCCAGGAUCCGGCUGAGCUCGGGAAACAGCCACAGCAGCUCCGACUACAUCAACGCCAGCCCCAUCAUGGACCAUGACCCAAGGAAGCCCGCGUACAUCGCCACCCAAGGACCGCUGCCCGCGACCGUUGCUGACUUCUGGCAGAUGGUGUGGGAGAGUGGCUGCGUGGUCAUCGUCAUGCUGACCCCCCUCUCGGAGAAUGGCGUCAGGCAGUGCUACCACUACUGGCCGGAUGAAGGCUCCAACCUCUACCACAUCUACGAGGUGAACCUGGUCUCUGAGCACAUCUGGUGCGAGGACUUCCUGGUGAGGAGCUUCUACCUGAAGAACCUGCGGACCAGUGAGACGCGCACCGUGAGCCAGUUCCACUUCCUGAGCUGGCACGACCAGGCCGUGCCGGCCUCCACGCGGUCCCUCCUGGACUUCCGCAGAAAAGUAAACAAGUGCUACAGGGGCCGUUCUUGUCCAAUAAUUGUCCACUGCAGUGACGGCGCAGGCAGAAGUGGCACCUAUGUCCUGAUCGACAUGGUCCUCAAUAAGAUGGCCAAAGGCGCUAAGGAGAUCGACAUCGCGGCGACGCUGGAGCACCUGAGGGACCAGAGACCAGGCAUGGUCCAGACCAAGGAGCAGUUCGAGUUCGCGCUGACGGCAGUGGCCGAGGAGGUGAACGCCAUCCUCCAAGCCUUUCCCCAGUGAGCGUGUUUCCCGGGGCCUCGGAGGAGCCCCAGCCCGGGCGCUGCCGCCGUCGGGACCGAGGACGACUCGGCUUUGUCUCCUGGAGCGGCUGCCCGGUGGUCGGCCCUGAGGCCCUGCGGUCUGCGCUGUUCAGCAGUUAAAAUGUGUAUUUUUGUUCAGCCAAACAGUACUAAACAGAGGUCUGUGGGAACAUGCAGUUACGGGGCGGUCGGUUCAUCUACUUUCACUCUCUUGGAAAAAAGGUUUAUUUUUCCUCAAAGCGCACCUUUCAUUCCUUGCUGCAAACCCUGUCGUCCUGACGACGCAGUGACCCGCGCAGCCAGGACGGCCCCCAGAAGAGAGCUGGCUCGUGAUCGGAACUUUCUGAAGGAGCUUCCGCCACGCGGGGAGAGGCCCAGGGCAGCUGGCCGGGCCCCCGGCCGCAGGCUCUGUCUUCAUGACGGUCCCUCGCGGGGAGAAACCAGCAGCUGGGACGUGCGGGCCGGACGGGCGGGAAGCUGCCCCUCUGCAGCUUGGGGGCAGGCGACAGGGGAACCACCCCCGCACUUGGUUCAACCCAGGCCGCUCGACACCCCCCAGGCACGGCUGACAGCCCCCCCCUCAACCGCCCACCCCGGGUGGGCGGGGACCCCGGAGGGCAAGUGCCAUCCCACUGGAGCACCUGCUUCCCGGCCCCCCACCCCCGAGACGCCUCACCUGGGCGAGGCAGGGGGUGGCUUCCAAUCUCCAGACAUGGUUUUAACUUAUAAUAGGGAUUUGCACUUUGCAAAAUCAAGUGCAGCUAGUGAGCGCUCUCCUGCAGGCUAACCCAGAUCAGGGAGGGCUGGGAGGAGCACGUAGUGAGCCCCCGGCAGGCACGUGUGGCCCCUCGCAGGGGCGGCGGGCGCCUUGCUGGCAUCCAGAGAAGACAGGUUGCUUUCCCCACAGGAGGAACACAGGGAUCACAGCAACUGGAGAAAAGUGACCGCCCUGGGCUCCUGCCAGGGCUCAGACCCCUGGCCCUUAAGUUGCCCACUUGUCUGACAUCACGCAGACACCAGCGUCUGGAGAGAGUUUGCAUUUGCCAAAAAGCACUUGUGCACCAAAUUUGCCAGCGCCCCCAGCAGCAGGAGAGUUUCAUUAAAGCGAGGGCGAUGACGUGGAGGGAGGUGUGCAGGCAGCUCUGCGGGCUGCCGGUCUCGGGAGUAAAACCUGCCCUGGUACCUUGUCCUUCCAGGCUGACACACCACGCCUCCGUCUUAAACAGAUGUUGCAGCUCAGAGAGCAGCAGACCAGGGAACGUGGCUGGCUGAGUGGGGAGAAAGAUGCCAAAACAUUGUCUGUGUCCUUAACGGUGUUGUCGUGUAAAUCUGCUUUAACAUAGCUCUGAUUUCUCUCCCAAAGCUGUUUCUCUAUCGGGAACCUAAUGAUUAAUAGGAAAUAACUAUUACCUGAAUAUAGGAGCGUAGACCUGCCUGUGGCUUCUGACAUUUUUGUUUCCUCGGUGAGACACGUGACUGUAUUUAACUGUGUUUGAUUAAACUUCUGAUUUCACA
Camelus dromedarius (Arabian camel) is the source of this 4567-nucleotide messenger RNA. RefSeq names its product protein tyrosine phosphatase receptor type N2 (gene PTPRN2). Gene Ontology annotation, molecular function: protein tyrosine phosphatase activity. NCBI's taxonomy places the organism in Eukaryota, Metazoa, Chordata, Mammalia, Artiodactyla, Camelidae. Gene Ontology annotation, cellular component: secretory granule; synapse. The transcript is spliced from 23 exons. Gene Ontology annotation, biological process: protein dephosphorylation; regulation of secretion; insulin secretion involved in cellular response to glucose stimulus. The coding region runs from base 33 to 3032 and encodes 999 amino acids. The record is from RefSeq and is a predicted model, not a curated record.